CCCACUUCCUGUACCAGGCGAAGGCCGAGUGCCGCUUCCUCAACGGGACGCGGCGGGUGAGGCUCCUGAACAGGUACAUCUACGACCGGCAGGAGUAUCUCCGCUUCGACAGCGCCCGCGGGGAGUUCCAGGCCGUCACGGCGCCCUGGCAGGCGCUUGCCCAGGCUUGGAACAGGGAUGAGCGCCUCCUGCAGUACUGGAAGGCCGGAGUGAAUCGCUUCUGCCGAAACAACUACGAGGUUGCCCAGAGCAUUUCUGCGGUUGGCCGGAGAGUCAAGCCCACCGUCUCCAUCUCCCCCACCAAGCUGGAUUCUGCUUCCCCCAACAUCAUCCUUCUCUGCACCGCGAAGGGCUUCUACCCCGUGGAGAUUGAGGUCCGGUGGCUGAAGAACGGGCGCCCGGAGGAGGAGGGCAUGGCCUUCGGGGAGGAGCUCCAGAACGGAGACUGGACCUACCAGCUCCAGGUGAUGCUGGAGACCCAGCCCCAGUGGGGGGAUGUCUACACCUGCCAGGUGGGGCACGCCAGCCUGGAGGCCCCGAUCACCGUCCAGUGGGAGCCCCGUUCCUCCAACUCUGCCAGGAGGAAACUCUGGACGGGGAUCGUGGCAGCCGUGAUCGGUGUGAUAUUCUUUGCCAUGGGGCUCUCCCUCUACCUGAAGAGCAAG
This is a messenger RNA of Protobothrops mucrosquamatus (brown spotted pit viper), 665 nucleotides long. RefSeq names its product DLA class II histocompatibility antigen, DR-1 beta chain-like. The annotation marks the transcript as partial. The record is from RefSeq and is a predicted model, not a curated record. The transcript is spliced from 3 exons. Lineage: Eukaryota; Metazoa; Chordata; Lepidosauria; Squamata; Viperidae. Gene Ontology annotation, molecular function: MHC class II protein complex binding. Gene Ontology annotation, cellular component: membrane; MHC class II protein complex. Gene Ontology annotation, biological process: peptide antigen assembly with MHC class II protein complex; immune response; antigen processing and presentation of exogenous peptide antigen via MHC class II.